Messenger RNA from Cololabis saira (Pacific saury), 1314 nucleotides. RefSeq names its product early growth response protein 2b-like. The record is from RefSeq and is a predicted model, not a curated record. NCBI's taxonomy places the organism in Eukaryota, Metazoa, Chordata, Actinopteri, Beloniformes, Belonidae. Bases 1 to 1314 code for a protein of 437 amino acids. Gene Ontology annotation, molecular function: DNA-binding transcription factor activity, RNA polymerase II-specific; RNA polymerase II cis-regulatory region sequence-specific DNA binding. Gene Ontology annotation, biological process: regulation of transcription by RNA polymerase II. The transcript has 3 exons.
AUGACGGCCAGGACUCUGGAGAAACUGGUCUCGGGCGGGUUCGCGGCCCCGCCGGAGGGCGGCGCGUUCCCGCUGGAGGACGGAGGGUUCCCCGGGGGGGACCUGGGGCCCCUGGGGGCCCUGGGGGGCCUGGGGGGUCUGCAGGGUCUGGGCGGGGCCCUGGGGACCCUGGGGGGCCACUACGAGCACCUGAGCGCAGACGGGCUGCUGGACGGGAACCCGGACAAGCGAGCGCUGGAGUUGUUCCCGUGUGCGCCCGCGCCGCGCGGCGCGCAGACGUUCACCUACAUGGGGAAGUUCUCCAUCGACCAGCAGUUCUCGGGGGGGCCGGGGCCCGCGGGGGGGCCCUGCUGGGGCCCCGAGGGCGUCAUCAACAUCGUGUCCGGCAUCUUCAACGUGGCGCAGCCGCACCUGCACGGGCACGGGCACGGCUCCGCGUCCACGUCCCCUGGCUCGGCGGGGGCGUCGCCGCCCCCCCAGGGCCCCCCGGGCCCGCACUUCCCCGGCGCGGCCCUGAGCUGCAGCAUGCAGCAGCAGCAGCAGCAGGGGGGGACGGACCCGGACCCCCCCCACGCCCACGCGCACGCGCACCUGUACUCCCCCCCGCCCCCGCCGUACUCAGACAUGUUCCAGGACCCCAGCGCCUUCCUGUCGCCGGGGGCGUACCCGCCGCCCUCAUACCCCUCACCCAAGGCCCCCUCGCUGCUGCCGGACUACUCCGGUUUCUUCCAGCCGGCCUCGUGCCAGCGCGACGUCCACGCGGACCGGAAACCCUUCGACCCGUUCCGGGUUCCCCCUCCGCUGACGCCGCUCAACACCAUCCGAAACUUCACCCUGGCGGGCCCCGGGGGCCCCGGGGGGCCCGGCGAGGGCGGCCCCCCGCGGGGGCUGCCCGGCGCCGCCUACAGCCCCCAGAACCUGCCGCUGCGGCCCAUCCUGCGGCCGCGCAAGUACCCCAACCGGCCCAGCAAGACGCCGGUGCACGAGCGGCCGUACCCGUGCCCGGCCGAGGGCUGCGACCGCCGCUUCUCGCGCAGCGACGAGCUCACGCGCCACAUCCGCAUCCACACGGGCCACAAGCCCUUCCAGUGCCGCAUCUGCAUGAGGAACUUCAGCCGCAGCGACCACCUGACCACGCACAUCCGCACGCACACGGGCGAGAAGCCCUUCGCCUGCGACUUCUGCGGGAGGAAGUUUGCGCGCAGCGACGAGCGCAAGCGCCACACCAAGAUACACCUGCGGCAGAAGGAGCGCAAGAACCCGGGGCCCGGGGGGGCCGGCCAGGGGGCCCAGGGGGGCCAGGGGGGGGUCUGA